GCCCGCGCCUCGCGAGAAGGUAUUUGAUCAGUGACUCUCCGCUCAUCUCUUCCUGCUCUCUUCAAAUAUAUACAAAUACAUUUCCUGACACCCACAACUCUUUGGUAAGCAACAACCACAGGCCGAAAAUGCCUCCCAAGCAGAACAAGACUCCUGGAGCAGGUAGCAAACGUAAACGAGGCUCCAGAUCCAGCCCUUCCACUCCCUCAUCUAGUGCUAACACUCCUAACAAUGCUCAGGGUCGUCCUUCCAAUGUUAGCCGGGCUACGAGGGAGAAUAGAAUCGAUAACUUCCGACAGCGCCUCUAUCCGCAAGUCACUACUCGAAGAGUAAUUGAAGUCUUGCUCGAAACUAACAACGACGAUGCCGAGGCUGCGUACCAGCAGUACAUGGCUGCUAGAAGACAAAUUCUUGCCAAUCUAGGUCACCCUCAAACCGCCCAAGCCAACGCUAGCGACAACGAGGACGAGGAAGAAGGUGGUGAGCAAGGAGAAGAUGGAGAGACAACUGCAGGGCAGGUCCAGGCCCUGCCAGACGCAAUUGAACUCCUAACUGAGACAGAUAUUCCGUGGAACGCAAACACCGAACAAGAACGUCGAAAUGUAGCUUACACUCUCCGGGAACAUGUCCGAGAUUCAACCCUGUUCACCGACACACUUACUCGCACCGAAGCCGUCCUGUGGAAUCACCUCCAAGAGUACGAUAUUGCCACAGCUCAAGAAACCUUCCAAAGCGUCAACCACGUCAGACGCCAACUCGCAAGAAUCUUUGACAAAAUGAGAACGCCACUGCAACGUGAUGUCGUGCAUAUGAAGACACGAGGGACUGGAGGAAAAAAGGCUCAGGCUGACGCCAAUGAGGAGGAAGAAGAGACCGAGGAGGAACGAGCAGCAGCCGAGGAACUCAAGAGAGUCUCAAUGUCCCAGGACGAGAGACUCGCUGAAUUCAUCAACAUUACUGGCCGUCCAGACUGGUAUUCGCUGCUCCUUGUACUCCAAGCACACAACUGGAACCUUGUGAGGGCCGUUGAGCAAUGGUACAGAGACGGGGUACCACCUUAUACAGAUCGUCCAAAGCGCUAUCCAGGCCAAAAAGGUGGCAUUCAAAAGGAGGAGUAUGGGAUGAGACUUGAUUAUAUGACCGGAAAACCCAUGACCAAGCCCAGCCCUGAGGAUUGCAUACCAUCAAACUUGGAAGCCGAUGAUGACGACCAGUGGCGUGACGAAGACGACUUUUUUGAUCCUGAGGAAGAAGGAGACAGUGAGCUCGAGGAGACACCCCCUCCACCACCAACCUCGGAGAGCAAGAACAAUGAUGACCGUAAAAAGCCAGGUUUCACAAUCAACAGACUCACCAAGCUUCCGUACAAAGGAAUGCCGAAUCCACGAAGGUUUGUGUUCGAAUACAUUCAGAACGGCAAGUACGUUUCCAACAUCUUCGAGCCAGAGAAGUUUUACUUCCCAGAGCGAGGUGAAGACGAAAACCGCCCUCCCAAGACCAACAGGAGAAGCAGCAAGCCCCGGGACAAACCAGUGCUCUUCGACUGGAACAACGGCAAACACAUCACGUUCUUGACCAACUGGUAUCGUCAAAACCUGCAACGAACAGUCGGCACACUCCGACGAGCAGCCCAUCAGACCUGGUCCGAGGCCGAGCGCCAAUGGCUUCACGACCGCAUGACGGAACUCUUCCAGAAACACAAAGCGAAGAACCCCAACAAGUCUGACGACGAGAUCCUUGAGCACAUGCACGUCGACACGGCGACCAAAAAUGCAUGGGAGAAAGCUUACAACGAGGAAUUCGUGGGUACCAAGCAAUCCGGCGGGAUUCGCAAGCCACGUAACGCGGCCGCCCUGAUGACCAUGCGCUCGCGCGAUGCGCGUAUCUGCGAGGACUUCCUGGUCAAACCUGAUGACACGUACUUCACCAGACGCAAGCACAAUAGAGUCAACGAACACAUGUCCCAUCACGAAGUUGGGCCCGAUCCGUACGGACAAUACGACUUCACUGACUUCGCAGACCUUGAUCUGGAAGGUUACAUGAGGACAUCCACGUUGAUCGAGCAGGUUGACUACGAGUUGUAUUUCACUGUCGAUCUCAACGAGCGAACAUUCUGGUUCUGGGGUCGUGUCCUUGCUGCCAUCACGGAGUUGUACAUGACUCGUAUGACUGUCCAGGACCAGGCCGUUGCCAUGGAGCUUUUGAACUGGGUUGGCUUGCCUGAGAUUGAUGUCAUGACCAUGUCUGAGGAUGAGGUCUUGGAAGCAAUCCGAGACAUUCGCGACGCGGCACCACUGGAAAUAGAGCGCAAUGAUGUUGAGAUGGAAGACGAAGAUGCAGAGAGUGACAGCAAUGAGGGAACUCCCCGUGACGUCCCCGAUGGAGCGUCGCCGUCUCAUGGUGACGCCGACGAGCCGCCGGCGAAGAGACAACGACUUGAGUAAUUGAGGGGAAGUAUAUUGUUCUGCAAAGAAUCUGUUGUGUCGAAAGGUGUCUUUAUUACGAGCUGGACUCGCGGAGGAACCUUUUGGUAUGAAUUGCUUCUGGGUAUCUGGAUGGUUGACUAUGUUACGUUUUUCCUUGAAUAGGUUGACAU
Exophiala viscosa is the source of this 2596-nucleotide messenger RNA. RefSeq lists its product as uncharacterized. NCBI's taxonomy places the organism in Eukaryota, Fungi, Ascomycota, Eurotiomycetes, Chaetothyriales, Herpotrichiellaceae. Bases 129 to 2444 code for a protein of 771 amino acids. The transcript has a single exon. The record is from RefSeq and is a predicted model, not a curated record.